Molecule: messenger RNA, 1563 nt
Organism: Notodromas monacha
Lineage: Eukaryota; Metazoa; Arthropoda; Ostracoda; Podocopida; Cyprididae
Source: the annotation of a GenBank genome assembly
AUGACCGGCAUCGAGAAUCAAACGGGCACUGCCGAAGCUCAGUCGAUAUUCACUUCCCUCAACUUUCUGCCAAAUUUGACGAGUCUGGUAUUCCCGAAUCUCUUGGUGCACACAACUGAAGGACCAGUGCUUGGGAAGCAGGAAUGGAGUCCAGAGAACCGAUUUUAUCGAUCAUUCAGAGGCAUUCCAUUUGCUCAGCCACCUGUAGGAAAACUUCGAUUUGAAUCACCACAACCAGUGCCCUACUGGUGGGGAGUGCGAUUGGCAACCAACUUCAACAAUCCAUGCUUGACUUAUCUCUUUUGGAUCACGCUUGGAGAAGAAGAUUGCCUUUACAUCAACGUUUUCACACCGGGGUCUUCAGAAUUGGCAAACUCGGAAGGAUUGGUUCCUGUAAUAUUCUGGGUACAUGGCGGAAGUUUCUAUUCGGGUUCGGAGCUGCAAAGGACCCUUUACUUGCCAGGAACAUUCAUUGACAGAGGAGUCAUUUUUGUCAGCUUCAAUUACAGACUUGGGCCUUUGGGGUUCAUGACCACCGAUGAUGCAGUGAUACCUGGGAAUUACGGGGCCAAGGACAUGGUUGCUGCUUUGUAUUGGGUUCAGCGGAACAUCCGAAAAUUCGGAGGUGACCCGAACAAGGUCACUCUUUUAGGUCAAAGCAGUGGAGCUGUCUCCGCUCAUGCCCUGACACUUUCGCCGCUUACCACAGGGGCACUGUAUAAUGAGCAAAUGUACAAGACAAUCACAGAAACAUGGGACAAUGAUUGCGGACUAUUGGCAUACUGGUCAUUGAGGUUCAGGGAAGUUUGGCCCAGUCCGGAAAGUUUAAUAGCUCUUUGCAUUCGCACCAGGCAACUUUAUGCAAAUGGCAAGGACAGAAUGGACGCCGAUGGCACCGGAAACGAUCUCAUUCAAUUUUCCUCAGACCUGUCGUUCAAAUUCCCUCCGUACGCUGCUGCUCUGCUACACUCAAAAUACUCUGGAAACAAGGCCUACUUUUACACCUGGGAUCAUGUCAAUCAAGGAGCACUGAACAAUGUGGAGAUUUUUAAUUUAAUUUACGAUCUUCAUUUGCAGUUCGUAUUCACGACUGCGAAAAAGUUUAGAAAAUUCCGCCUCCAGCCUGGUCGGUCACAUUCAGACGAUUUGUUGCUGCUGUUCGACCCUUUGCAGCUUCAGCAGUUAACACCCGAGGAUAUAUCGGUCAAAAAUUUGGCUGCGAACCUCUUCAUCUCCUUCGGAAACACACUGACGCCAACAUCAACGGACGUCACCUGGCCGGAGUUCGAAGAGACAGAACAAAGGCAUAUUUCCUUUCAAAAUCCACCUGUUUUGAGUCAGUUCGCUGUGACACCCGAAAAACAACGGUUGAUCGUUGACUGGUAUGACAACCAUCAAAAAACAUUCCCUGGCAUUGAAAACAUCCCGACCCUGGCUGAGCUAAUGGGUCUUUAGUCUGAAGCAGCAGUUUGCUGCUGAAAUUCAAUACAGCAGUCUCGUAUUGACAUCACGAUCGACGAGAAAGGCUCGACGUAAUUUAAAUACUUGUGAUCAUGAAUAAAU